This is a messenger RNA of Anisakis simplex (herring worm), 1248 nucleotides long. NCBI's taxonomy places the organism in Eukaryota, Metazoa, Nematoda, Chromadorea, Rhabditida, Anisakidae. The record is from the annotation of a GenBank genome assembly.
AUGAGUGACGUUGUAUGUUUCAGGUUGCAGUGCUGGAUACGCGAACACCUCAUGAAAACGACAAUAAUUGGCUGUGUGCUAUUCUUAGUAUUGUUGCUUGUUGCCCUCGCAAUCAUUCUACCUCUCACACUUUCUUCGCGUGCAAGCAAUGGCAGCAUAACGCCUAUACAAUCAAACCUUUCCACUACAAAUCACUCGACAACUCCCUCAACAACCACUGAACCGUUCAGUCCAGGCUAUUGCAUCGACAUCAGCACGCAAAUGUUCGAAAUCGAUAAUAUCACCGCACUGCAAUCUCUGCGACCGGAUCCCAGACAAUUCGGUGACUACAUUCUGACAGCUUCGGAUCAUGUGAUACUUUUGAGUGGCUGUCAACCGCAAAUGAUAUCGUUGGCAGAAUGGAGCAGUGGUGAGGGUAGUGUGCAGCGUUGUGCGGGUAAUAGUGUCACUGUUAUUGAGCACAGGACUGCUGCAGAUGAACAGUGCUCGAGAUGCGAUGUGCUCGAUGUUGCUGACAGCUGCCGUCAGAAUGUCGACGUCUGUUCGCAAUCGAGUUUUGCUUUUUGCUGUCGUGAUUGUGGCCCGAACUCACUGUCAAGUGCUACGUAUUGCUCGCUGCGGGGCUCACCUCUGAUCGAGAAUGAAUCGGUGUUUUUGGAUGCUCGCUUCACUCUCAACAACUCUACCUCAUAUUCACUUCUCUUCUCAACACUCUCAUACAACCAUCAAACUUUAUGUAUCCUUCAGCAGCAUGUCAUGCGUUAUGAAGGCGUGCAAGUCGCCGUUGUUCUCCUACCUACAGAAUCGUGUGAUGACUCUGUUCGUGACUUCGCAGGUUAUAUCGACGACUUUCAGAGUGUUUCUAUAACGAUGCUCAGUAAUGAAUGGUGGAAGGCAUUGUUGUUGGAUUCGGGUACUGUUUAUUUGUCGAAUUCAAACGGUAGCAUGCAUGUGCUAAGAGAUCUGGUCAACGGUACAAGUUCUAAACUGUUAAUGCAGCCGGAUCGGUGGAAUAACGUAUUGUUAGUGGAUUUUUGCAUGGAAACUGGACGAUUCUCAGCAAGUCGAGUCAAUUUGAAUCGCACUGACGCGCAUUAUGGAGAAUUGGAUAUUUUGGUACCGAGACAGAUAGCGAUCAGUGUUCCUGGCAAAUUUAUGGAUGCUUUCCUGGAUGAUGGGCAAUUGGUUUUGUGGAAUACGGUGGAAAAUGCGGUGUUUGUUACUAGAGUGAGAUUCAAGUGGACUUAA